Molecule: messenger RNA, 3127 nt
Organism: Alligator mississippiensis (American alligator)
Lineage: Eukaryota; Metazoa; Chordata; Crocodylia; Alligatoridae
Gene: CHRM1
Product: cholinergic receptor muscarinic 1
Exons: 4
Coding region: 271-1878 (535 amino acids)
Biological process (GO): cognition; chemical synaptic transmission; regulation of locomotion
Cellular component (GO): plasma membrane; dendrite; synapse
Molecular function (GO): G protein-coupled acetylcholine receptor activity; G protein-coupled serotonin receptor activity
Source: RefSeq, a predicted model, not a curated record
GCGUGGGCUACCCGGGAGCCGCCCCCCCAGCCCACGCCCCAGCAGCCUCAUCCAGCAGAGGGAGCGGCCAGGACGCCUGGAGAUCCAUUCCUCAGAGCUUUGGGGGGUGGGCUCCAGAAGAUGAUGUCUUGGAGCUGCCUGGAGCUGAUGGCUGCAUCAGGGGACGGGAGAAAAAGGGUCCCUGAGAGCGCGAUCCAGGAGAUGUCCUCAGCCUGAAGAGCCACCAUCCAUCUCCCACUGGGCUCCAGGCUGGGGUGCUGGAAGAACCCAAUGUUGCUCUCUUCCCAGUACACCCUUCCAGGAGCCCCCAGAGCCAGCCCCAGCACCAUGAAUCUCUCUGACUUCCAUCAAGCCCUCAACAGCACCUCAGGGCCUGCCCCGGAGGGAAGAUAUUCAUUAUGGGAGGUGGUCUUGAUUGUCCUGAUGACCGGUGUGCUCUCUCUGGUCACCGUGGUGGGCAACCUGCUGGUGUUGGUGUCCUUCAAAGUCAACAGCGAGCUGAAGACGGUCAACAACUACUUCCUGCUGAGUUUGGCCUGUGCAGACCUCAUCAUCGGAGCCAUCUCUAUGAACCUCUACACAACCUACAUCAUCAUGGGGCGUUGGGCCCUUGGGAACGUGGCCUGCGACCUCUGGCUGGCCUUGGAUUAUGUGGCCAGCAAUGCCUCCGUCAUGAACCUGCUCCUGAUCAGCUUCGAUCGCUAUUUCUCCGUCACACGGCCCCUGACUUACCGAGCCAAGAGGACGCCCAAGAGGGCAGCCAUUAUGAUUGGCUUGGCUUGGGCCAUCUCCUUCAUCCUCUGGGCGCCUGCCAUCUUGUUCUGGCAGUACUUUGUGGGGGCGAGGACUGUCCCCCCAGGCAACUGCUCCAUCCAGUUCUUUUCCGAGCCCAUCAUUACCUUUGGCACGGCCAUCGCGGCCUUCUACUUGCCAGUCACCAUUAUGAUCACUCUCUACUGGAGGAUUUACCGCGAGACGGAGAAUCGGACCAAGGAACUGGCUGGGCUUCAGGGCUCAGAGACCAAGAGCUCAGCCACCAAAGCCAGGCCGAAGGGCAUUGGGGAUGGGAGUACCAGCAGCUCAGAGCGGUCCCAGGCACUGCCACCUCUGUCUGGUGAGACCAAAGCCCCCAAGAAGACCUGUUGUUUCUCUGGUUGGUGGGCAGAGCCGGCGUUGGCAAAGCAAGGCAGCAAUGGGAGCUGGAACAUCACAGAGGAGGAGGACGAGGACGAAGAGGAAGGAUCACCUGACUCCCUGACCUCCUCCGAGGGUGAGGAGCAGCGUUUUGAGGUCCAGAGCCUCUGUUCAAUGGUCCUCCGGCUGCCCAUGGUCGGCACUGUGGUCCACCCACCACCGAUGGCAGAGAAGGCAAGCCGGGAGCGGGCCAAGCCAGCCAGCAAGGCAUGGGCAGGAGGGGGUUUUCUCUGCCGGAUCCUAUCCCAGGCUUCCUCUGGCUCCAAGACCUCAGCGAGGCGGCCAAAGACACCGGCGCUGUCGGGGAGGACGACCAUGGCCGAGAGCCACCUCCUAAAGAAGAGCAAGGAGCUGUCCAAGCGCAAGACGCUCUCGUUGGUCAAAGAGAAGAAAGCUGCCCGGACCUUGAGCGCCAUCUUGUUGGCUUUCCUCCUCACCUGGAUGCCCUACAACAUCAUAGUGCUGGUGUCCACCUUCUGCAGGGACUGCGUUCCCAAGAGCCUCUGGGAGCUGGGCUACUGGCUAUGCUACGUCAACAGCACCGUCAACCCCAUGUGUUAUGCCCUCUGCAACCGGUCUUUCCGCAACACCUUCCGCAUGCUGCUCGCAUGCCACUGGGACAAGCGGAGGUGGAAGAAGAUAUCCAAGCACGUCGCCGCCUUUCACCGGGCCCCGGCGCAGUGAACAGAUUCAGCCCCUGGCUUGAAUGUCGCAUCUCAGGGACCUCAUGCUGCAGCAGCAGAAGGUGGAAGGCGUCUCCAUCUGUCACCGCCAGGACCCCAGACCCGAGGGCUGGGAGAGGAGGAAUUUUACCUGUCCCCGACCCCUGUUAUCCUGAGGCUGAAUUCAGUGCCCAUGUGAGACCCUGACUGGACGUGGCCAAAGCAGGAGAGGAGCGGACUCAACUCCACCGUGGACCCUGGACCCCAUGGAGGAGACGUCCCCCCACCCCACCGCGCCCCCAGGAACCUUGCAUCUCGCGGCGUCCAGCCUGGAGGCCACACGGGGCUUGUACCCGCAUCGUCACGGGCAGGAGCAGCCCUGGACACUGGGAGCCCAGACAUCAGCUCCUGCCUCUGCUUAUUCAUGCUUGGACUGGGCACCAGAGUAGGGGCCAGGGGGUGAGAGCAGGGGCUCUGGGAGCCCGGGCGCCUGGCUUCAUUCCCACUCACCUGGAGGGCUCCCGCCUUCCCCCCCGGGGGAUGUCAGACCUCAGGGGCUGCCCGGACUCUCCCAAAGGACAGAGCUCGACCUGUUACUCCAGAGAACAUGGUGGGAGCAGGAAGCGGUGUCCCCAUCGCCCCCCCAGAAGACCAUCUCCACACCAGUCCAUCUCAGCUGGGGCAGGUGACUGUUGGGGGCUGUGUCUAUAGUCCCCAGGCAUCUCUCUCCUGGGGAAACUGAGGCACAGAGCAAGGCAGGACUUUAUGGCCAGAUCCCCCCGACCCCCAUGCUAAUGGCAGGCAGCACCCAGGCUUGCAAACCUCCGCCGUUUCAUGCCUUGCAAGGAUUCAUUCAAGUUGAGCCGCCCGGCCGCUUCCAUGCCAGCACCAAGGGCCCUGCGGGAACAUCCUCCCAUCGAUGCCCUUGAGACAAGACUGGCACAAGGCCUAGCCCCAGAAGCAGAGGCAAACGCUUGAUGCACCCCCAUUUUGGGCGCUGGUGCCCACUUUGCUGGGGACAGACUUGAACGGCCUCCAACCAACCAGGUACCAUAUUUCCUCACCUACAACACGCCCACCGCGUAAGCCCUGCAUGUUGUUUUGGAAAGGCAGAAGGAAGGGGAGAAAGAAAAGCUGUUUCCUUUGAAUUGAACCAUCAGAACAUUGUAUUCCCAUGUCAAUUUAUCUCUCGCUGGUAUUUAUGUCGCCCAUUCUACGUAUUUAUUUGAGUUUAAGACCAUAAUAAUAAUAAAAGAAACCACUGCGGGAAA